Molecule: messenger RNA, 2043 nt
Organism: Lachancea mirantina
Lineage: Eukaryota; Fungi; Ascomycota; Saccharomycetes; Saccharomycetales; Saccharomycetaceae
Source: the annotation of a GenBank genome assembly
AUGACGAGGCUUGAAGAUAUGGGAAGCAGUGAGCCGAUGGCAUUGAUGUCUCUGAAAGUUCUCUAUACGGUGGAUAACGAAGUCAACACAUACCUAGCGCGCAGCAAAAACCUGGUAAGAGUUCGCAAAGAGCGAAUUCCAAGUCCUAACAACGAUGAUACACAGUUGACAGUUGGGGUGAUCGAAUUGAGUGGUAUACUGGAGGUAAUUCGAGAGUCUUCCCCCGAACUGUUCUCGUCGCAGGGCAACGGCGGGCUAGACUACAAUGUGUAUUUCAGAGACCUAUGCGAAACGGACGAGCCAUUUGUGAGUUUCGGACUGCUGUCGACGCUCAAGAAAAGUGUGAUGAGCGAGGUUAUCGACCCAAAUGGAACCCCUCAAGCUGAAGAUGAAUGGCCUGCAGUAGUUGGCCGCGUAUGCUCAAAUUUCUCGGCGCUUCUGUCGUUUAAAAGCAAUAACAGUAUGGCCGGCAAUUCUAGCGCGUCUAUCAAGAGUGCAAGUCAGACGCUAGAAGUAAAGGUCAAGUUUUCAAGAGUAAUAACCGCAACGUCGUCCAGGAGGUCUAGCAUUGAGGGGAGGUGCAAAAUAACAACUCCCACGCCAAGGAAAAAAAUAUCAGAAACUCCUGCUGCUGAAGUGAACAAACGGCAAGAAGAUGGACACCGCAUCAUGAAUGAGCAAAAGCCCGGCAAGAGGCAAACCAAUCCCAUGCCUGCACCAAAAGCCGCCAGGACCCAAUCCUUGCCUAUAUGGAAUCAAACCAAAAAUGCACAAUUUUCGCUCCCUGCAAACUCCAUAGCGCACAAAAUUUACUUGGCAGAUCGCAUGAGUAAGGAAUCAGAGACCUCCAAACAAGCAUUUGGAGAAAAGAGGCCGAUCUUCCAUGUGAACAGCUUGCAACAGGACAAUACUGUGCAAAAAAGCAAGGUUGAUGACUCUGUAAGUAAACGAUUUGAAUUUAUUACAAAGAAGAAGGUGAAGUCGGCUAAGCCUGUUGCUAAAAAGCCGCUGUCUAAACCGAAAGCAACAACGGUGAAGAAGAUACGAAGAGAUAGCGCAGCCAGCAAUUUUUCCCCAUUAGUGCCAGCUGCAAACAACGCGGCGACGGGAGGUAUUAAAGAGGUCAACGGUACAAACUUAAAGCUGUCUAACGAAGAGUUAAUGGAGGCUGGAGAAGAGGUUCUAGCGUUGCAAGAUUUCAAAGCUGAUAUUAUAAAUGAAGUACAACAGGAGGAGCAACUUCAUAUGGAAAAUAAAGAGAAUGAACCACCCAGGGAUGCAUGCAUAACAACGAGAUUUGAGGACCUUCUUGGAAUGGAGUCAUUGGGCUUCAAAACUCCCAGUGAUAAUGAUAAAUUUUUCGGCCUCUCGAAAGAAAUGGAUCCACUGGAAUGGUUUGGUGACAUAUUUGGCGCACCACCUCCUUCCAAGAGCAACUCUCCUGAAAGAGAUCCGCAAACUUGUAAUACGUUGCCAAUCGAUGACGAAGAUCAAGAACUUAACAAAAGCACAACGAGCGACAAUGACAAAACUUCUCCGCUCGACACACUCUCUAUGCCUUUAUUGGAAUUGGAUCAACGUAAGCAGCGAACAUCUGGUACGUCCAUACUCACAUGUAAGGACCAGCUGAAAAGGCUUCCGAUUUUGUGCAGAAAAUCUGCGUUAAAUGGGCUUGAGGAACAGGUAGAUGACGACGCGACUUCGGAGGUGAUGACCUACUCUACAUCUCCCAAGGAGCAAGACUCCAGAAUCGAUCUAAAAAGACGUCGAUUAUCGGUUCCAUCCUCACCUCUGCAUGAGGCAGGGAACGGCUUCAAUGAAAUGAGCGAAGAAACAAUGAAGAAGAGAAAAACCAUGCCAUCUUCGCCCACAUCCAUAUUGCAUUACGAAGAUGAAGCAGCUGUGAGUAACGAAGAUUUCUCCUUUGUCGAUACGUGUUUGAACCCUAACGUUGAUUCUACCCCUGCUACACAAUACAGAUCCAGUGACGCGGAUGCCGUGAAAACAACUGGUGACAAAAACCCCGAAGCACAAUUUCUGUGA